Dendronephthya gigantea is the source of this 400-nucleotide messenger RNA. RefSeq lists its product as uncharacterized. The annotation marks the transcript as partial. The record is from RefSeq and is a predicted model, not a curated record. The transcript has a single exon. Lineage: Eukaryota; Metazoa; Cnidaria; Anthozoa; Malacalcyonacea; Nephtheidae.
AUGAAGGAAGACGAUCCUGAAAUCAGAAAAGAAGCCCGUAUUUACACUGCAGCAACUAGUGUUCAUCCCGUGGAAAGAUUGAUCUCAUAUUUCUCUAGUUGGUGGAAGUUGAAGCGUGCGGUAGCGUGGUUGUUGCGGUUUAAAGAACAACUUCGGAUGAAGUUACAGCUACGAAAGAUUGCAACAGAAGAUAUUGAAGCACACUGGAACAAGGAAGAAUUGUUGUCAACGCAAUUGACCUUGAAUGAGCUACAUGCAGCGGAGGAAGAAAUACUACAACGAGUACAGAGAGCAGCGUUUCCUGAUGAGCUGAAAACGGUUCAAGUCCAAGACAAUCAAAAUUCGAAGAAAUCACUAAAGAAAAAAGGAUCAGCUCUUCGUCAGUUAAAUCCAUUCAUAG